UUGAAUUAGUUAUAAUCUUAGUUUUUUUUUAUUCCAACAUUUUGUAUAAUAUUGUAUUUAGUGUAAACUCAAAAUUACUAUAAUAUCAGCUACUGACAGUCUUAGAAAUUAACAAGAGUUUCAAAUAUGGUUCACGAAGAUGGACCUCACACCAGCUAUGAAGAACGCAGUAAGAAAAGAUUGCAUGUUCUCUAUACAAAACAAACUGAAGAAAGACAAAGUUUUAUGCACGAUCUACACAAUGUACGGAAAUAUAAUACGAAGCGCAUGUUGAAACUCAUCAAAGAUGCUGUUGGACCCAAAUGGUAUCACACUUUAAGUGUUCCUCAACAAUUAUCUCUUGAUAAGUUAGAGUUCUCUAUUUACCAAGAUCUACUGGAAGGCCGGCCUGUCCGUACAGCAGCCGUUAUCCGUGAGCUUGGAAUAUUCCCUGGACCAGAUGAGGAAGAUCUCAUGAGUUGCGUGUACUUAGGGAGAGAUGAUCCAAAAGAAAUGCUUGCUCAACUAUUUUUAGUAAGCUACGGGCACACUAUUGAUGGAAAACAAUUGAGUUACUGUCUCAACGCAAAAUUGAUGCUAUCAGGUAUACUUUACUUAGGAAUGGAUAAUCUUCUUGAUAUGUUAAAGCAACGAUUUAAAGCUGAACCCGAAAAGAAAACUAAAGAUCGUGCACCGAAGGCGCCACCUCAGUCGCCGUUGAAGUCACCUUAUUUGCAAGACAUGGUUGCAGCUUUAUACUUGCCGCCUAGGAAAAAGCCUUUCCAACCUCCUCCCUUGCCAAAUUUGGAUGACCUGAAUGAACCUUUCGAAGAAGAACCUCCGAUACCCAAGCCCCCACCACCGCCUCCUCCACCACCUCCUCCAAAAAAGAGAUUACCAAUAUCAUAUUGUGAAAAGUUAGCUGGCAUCACGGAUAUACGACCCAAAUCUCAGAUAAGUCCUCUGAUAAUGCAACGCCCCACCAAUACACGCUUAGCUCGAUCCCGAACUGCUAAGAUGAGUGAGCCUGAAGUUAAAAAAACUUAUGGUAUUGGUAUCCCCCCACCGAACAGAAAUAACAGAAGGAAAAAGCUCAAACCACCGCAAACUGGUAUUUGGAAUGCGCAAUAUACAAUUACUGGGGUUUAUAAAAUUCAGGGAAAGUCUGUUUUUGUUUUGGGUAAUGUAUCCAUUCUUCCACCACUGGGUGAGUUGAUCCACGGUGGAUUUAGGUUGCUUAAUGGUGAGUACGUUAAUAUUCACUGUGGUUUCCGGGGUCUGUCUCCACCACCAAAGCCUGACCCAUGUGAUUGCGUGAAGCGUUGGCAAACUUCUGUUUUUAAAUACCUAAAAGAAACGAAAUGUCAAUGUGGCCAUUAUUAUGAUUACGGCAAUGAAGGAACCUUCCCUCCCGAAGAAUUGCCUUUAUUCGAGAAACCAACAAAGUUCUUGCCGUUCAAAUUUAAUUAUCAAACAAUUUACAACAUUGAUGAGAAAGAGCUUCUAGUACAAAAAGAGUUUAAAAGAAUUUGGGAAACAGACAGCGCACUUCACGUACCAGAUCCGAACGCUCCAAAAAAAGAUAAAAAGAAAAAAAGGUCAUCAGCGACAUGUUUGGGCCAAAAACCAAAGCCAGAAGAUUAUUUAAAAUGUGCGCUACGGUGGAUGAGGCGCGCAAAUGUCGCUGCUAGAUUGCCCGACGUACAGCUAGUACCAGAAUUAAAAGAAUGGAUGAGAAAGAGAAUCUAUGGACCAUAUAGUGAUUUUGAAAAGAAGGAAAUGCUCAGGAAAAGCAAUCAUUUCUGGCAAAUGUUUUUAACACUCGCGGCCAAUGGGUUCGGGCAUGUAGACCCACCGCAGGUUUCAAUGUUCUCUGGUCAUACAACGUGGAUUUAUAAGCAAAAACUUAAUGACAAGUUUCGCACGUACACAAAAAGAUACAGGCUAAGCCUCUUCAGAUCGCUUGCGGAUGUAAACAAUAUAUUUUGGCGCACAAUGUUUCAAGCUCAGUUUCCAGACAAAAAAUUUCGGGAAAUAUAUUUCUCGUACUUAUUUGGCCGCAUGGAAGACUUACAAUUAAUGCAUCCAUACAGUUCAAGAGAAACGAUGGAACGAGCGUUAACAGUCGCUAGAAACAGAUAUAUUUGCUUGCCACCGGGAGCCGAAUAUGUGGAAAAAUAAAUUUUCGUAAAUACCAUAGAAUGUAAAAAAACCACCAUAAACCAUCCCAGUUUUUUA
Molecule: messenger RNA, 2217 nt
Organism: Leptidea sinapis
Lineage: Eukaryota; Metazoa; Arthropoda; Insecta; Lepidoptera; Pieridae
Exons: 1
Coding region: 127-2160 (677 amino acids)
Source: RefSeq, a predicted model, not a curated record